This is a messenger RNA of Rhipicephalus sanguineus (brown dog tick), 830 nucleotides long. RefSeq names its product zonadhesin. The record is from RefSeq and is a predicted model, not a curated record. The transcript is spliced from 3 exons. The coding region runs from base 103 to 741 and encodes 212 amino acids. NCBI's taxonomy places the organism in Eukaryota, Metazoa, Arthropoda, Arachnida, Ixodida, Ixodidae.
CGCUUUUGAGGGGAUGGUCAUAGCGCUGACCAGUUCAGCUUUUCCCCACAAAAUUGAAGGGCCUGUCUCCUCUCGUUUAACGAUUAGCUCGUUGGAAGCGGGAUGUACGCCAAGGAGAUUUUGUUAGCAGCCUUCUGCAUUUUGCUAUCGCACAGGCCUCAAUUAAGUCACGCUAUCAAAUGCGGGUGCCUGGAAAAGCCACCGAAGUACAAGACCUGCAGGGACGCUUUUUGUAGGCCCAAUCUAACUCCAACUUCCAUCAUGAAUCAACAUCACCACUGCGUCUGCAGGCUGGGCACCUACCGCAAUCCCUGGGGUCACUGUAUAACCCUGGAGGAAUGCAAGAGCUGUGGUACAUACCGGACGAAGAGCUACAAUCUCUGUGCGUCCGAGUGUCCCAUGAGAUGCGACCAGCCCAUACCAAGCUGUUCCAGCAGAUGCGUCGCCCGGUGCGACUGUGCUCCAGGAUACGUGUUGGACAGACAUAACGAUAGAGAGUGCGUCAAGGCUGACUGCUGCCCUCCGAAGUGCCCUGCCAACUCGAAGUUCAAGCUCUGCGUCUCAAACUGUCGGCCUAUGUGCAACAGGCCACAACCACGGAAAUGCUUUAACGAUUGUUUGAGAGGCGGCUGCGUGUGCAACCACGGCUUCGCCGAAACCAUUGUAGGAGGCGUGAUGACCUGUGUGCCGCAGUUCACCUGUAGUCAAAGAGACAAACAUCACCAGAGACAAAGUCUCUGAAAGAAUACGAUUUCUUGUGCUGGAAGAAAACUAUUCCCACGUGUUUAGGGCUUAAGCAAAAUUAGCAAUAAAAUUUUCCUGCAAUAGUA